Bacidia gigantensis is the source of this 1122-nucleotide messenger RNA. RefSeq lists its product as uncharacterized. The coding region runs from base 1 to 1122 and encodes 373 amino acids. The transcript has a single exon. The record is from RefSeq and is a predicted model, not a curated record. NCBI's taxonomy places the organism in Eukaryota, Fungi, Ascomycota, Lecanoromycetes, Lecanorales, Ramalinaceae.
AUGCCCAAACCCUCCAAACGCAAAUCCAACACCAAGCCAUCUACCUCUCCAACCUCCACCUCGUCCUCAAAUGACAUCCCCCGCCCCUUCACCAAAGCCCCUGAUCAUCUCCAACCCUUCCUCACCAAUCUCCCCUCCGACCACAUCUACAUCACCUCCCUCGACAACCACCCCCGCGCAUUCAAACGCCGUCUCUUCUCCGUUCCCCUCCUUCUCAACAUCUUCCUCAGCAUCGUAGUCCUCUACCGCAUCUACGUCGCCCUACCGACCUACCUCUCCAUCCUGACUGCCGCAGCCGGCUAUGAUUCCCCUCAUAAACUUGAUGUGCACCGCAUCCCCGCCUUGGGCUUGCUGGGCGUCGGAUUCGAGCGGACGAUGAUGUUCUUGGGGGAUUUCAUACUGCUGAGAUUCAUUGGGAUGUGGCCCUUGGAUUUCUUCCUGGGUAGUGGGCUGUUCGGAAGAGAGGUGAAUGCAUCUCCGGUGGCGUGGCGGAGGGCGGUCACGUUUGCUGAUGUUGAGCUUGUGGUUCGGAGGAGUAGGAAGUGGGAUCGGGAGGUGUAUUACCGGGAAAAGGUCGGAGGUGAGGAGACGGUGAACGCUAUAGAGGAAGUUUUGGCAGAAGGUUUGGAGGGGAAGUUGGUGAACGAGAGAGUGCUGCCGGCUGUGGAGCAGCGGUGUGUUAAGGAGAAAACGGCGUAUCAGAUGCUGGAUAAGAGCUGGGAUCUCUACUUUUCUGGCAUGAUUGAGGCGCAUGCGCUUGUGGAGGAGGGGACUAAUAAGUUUGAGGAUUUCAAGACUGGCGUGUUUGUUUUCACGGAACGGUGUGGAUGGUUGAUCUGGGAGGUAUGGAGGGAGCAUGAAGAUGGGCUGGAGACUCAGAACUCGAAGUAUUUACAAGGCGUGAAGGAUACAUUGACUGCCUUGGGCAAAGAGAAUUUGUUCUUUAGAGUUAUUGAGGUUUUACAAAGCGAGACUAGCCAGGCCGGUGAUUUUACAGUGGACAGACGGCAGAAAGCUAUUGAUAAGAUUCGCGAAGAAUUCAGCGAUCAGAAGAUAGAUUUUGAAGAGUUUUGGGAAGGCGUUGGAGGCAUCGACUCAAUGCCGGGUUUACAAGCAGACUAA